Lineus longissimus is the source of this 1866-nucleotide messenger RNA. RefSeq lists its product as uncharacterized. The record is from RefSeq and is a predicted model, not a curated record. Gene Ontology annotation, biological process: protein phosphorylation. The coding region runs from base 1 to 1866 and encodes 621 amino acids. Gene Ontology annotation, molecular function: ATP binding; protein kinase activity. The transcript is spliced from 16 exons. Lineage: Eukaryota; Metazoa; Nemertea; Pilidiophora; Heteronemertea; Lineidae.
AUGAAACAAGGGAAGUACAAACAUAUUGAGAUAAAUGAGUUCCAGGUGGAUCCUGGAAGAAUCCGACGCGAGAGAUUGCGGGAAGUCCGUGAUGAAAAAAUAGCCAACGAUGAAACCAGGUUAAAGUGUAUCGAAAAGCAACUUCCUGGCGAAGAAUCGAAGAAAACCGACAUUAAGAAGAGGCUUGACGAAGCUAAUACGCUUUCCAUUCACCUUCGAGCGCGUAAAGAUGGUCGAAAAGGGCAGCCAACCCAAAUAGACGAUGAUAUAGAACAAAACCGUAUCAAGCUAAAAGGACUUCAAGAGGAGCUAAAAAGACAGUCCGAUACGGUUACCAAGAUAUCGGAUGAAAGAAAAAGAAUAAGGAAGCGUUUGGAUGAAGAGACAAAGAAGGACGAAGCCCUUUGUACCUACCUUAGUGCUUCCAUUGAUGACGACCAAUAUCAACAGCUAGAUUUUGAUGAGGCGUUCACUAGCGUGUUUGGGCUGGAGACAAAAACUACCAGAACGAUCACUGACCUUUGGAAUAUCUUAAAGAGAAGUGGUAAAAUAGCGAUUGCCGAUUACGAACACCUAAGGGCGUGGCUGAUAUAUUUUAGUGAUAUAUUUGAUGAGAGCCACAUGAUAGAUGAAAUAAACGAAACAGCAGAUGCCAUUUUGGACGCAUACGACAAAAAGGAGAAGCGAAGCUUUUCGGAUUAUCAAAAGAGAAAUAACGUUGUCCUCGGUAGAGGUGGUUUCGGCACAGUUCACUUGUACCAACAUAACAUGGAGGAGGAACAGAUCGCGGUCAAGGAAAUAACUUUCCAACCAAAUGAAACAACCAAGGAAGAUGAAGCCUUUUUGGUUGAGGUGAAAAUAAUGCGGGAGCUCAGUCGAUUCAACCAUCCGAAUAUCAUUCGAUAUUUCUUUGAGCAUAUUGAUGUGGAUUCCGGCACGUUUUACAUUGGAAUGGAAUAUAUGACCGGGGGAUCUUUGGCGCGGAAGAUAAAAGGAAGCCCUCUUCCUAAAGAUAACCUAAGAACCUACACGCAUCAGAUACUCUGUGGCGUUAAGUUCCUCCAUGAGAAGCACAUAGCCCAUCGGGAUAUCAAACCUCACAACAUCCUUCUCGGCUCGAACGACCGUAUUAAAUUGAUGGACUUUGGAAUCGCCAAAGAGCUUAGUACCAGUCUCUUGUCCCAUGGAGCAACAACGGCUGGAGCAGGUACAAAUAACUACCUAUCACCGGAAGCAGCGACUGGUUACCGCAUCGACGAAAAAACAAAGGGAUAUGGUCUCAAGACUGAUAUAUGGAGCACUGGAUGUGUUGUGUUGGAAAUGACUACGGGAAAACGUCCAUGGAAUGGGUAUGAUCCUAAAACGGUAAUAUAUCCUAUUGGGAUGGGUAAUACCCCUCCUAUUGCUGACGAUGUUCCUAGUGAUGUGAAAGCUUUCCUCGCUCUGACCUUCAUCGUCGACCCAGCCAAACGUCCCACAGCAGAAGACCUUCUCAAAGAUAAGUUGCUCGCUGGUAUCACUUCAGACCGCAGUGGAAAAGCUGGCACCUCUUCAGCCGACCGUGGAAAUGCAGUUGUUGGCGGUGGAAGUCGUUAUUUACAUCCUGUUUCUUCUUUCGGUGGCUUGGAAACUGCAGUUGUUGGCGGUGGAAGUCGUUAUUUACAUCCUGUUUCUUCUUUCGGUGGCUUGGAAACUGCAGCUCUUAACCAUGGAAGUAAUCAUUCAAAUUAUUAUUAUUAUUAUUCAGAUGACUUGGAAACUGCAGGUACAUCUUGGGACUACAUGCAACGCCCAAAACGUCGUAGGUCAAGUAGUGAUACUUCUGAUGUUGUUACCAAGAAGAGAAAAGUCCCCGAGUCACCAUAG